Messenger RNA from Rhipicephalus microplus (southern cattle tick), 1324 nucleotides. RefSeq lists its product as uncharacterized. The record is from RefSeq and is a predicted model, not a curated record. Lineage: Eukaryota; Metazoa; Arthropoda; Arachnida; Ixodida; Ixodidae. Gene Ontology annotation, cellular component: kinetochore. Gene Ontology annotation, biological process: traversing start control point of mitotic cell cycle; regulation of protein ubiquitination; protein localization to kinetochore.
GUCCUGGGUGAUUCUCCGACUGUCAUACUGGGAUGAUGUUGACAUGAAAGCAAAACCAUCAACGUCCUCUAGCACAGAUUUGCAGCAUAAUCUACUGAUGGAAAAGCCAUGUCAGUCUGCUUCAGUGGGCGACCAGUGCCAUCAGGAACCAAGCGGCCACUUGCACUUUAUAUUAAUGACAGCUGACAACAUCAACAUUGUUUACCUCUUGAGGAAAACGCCUCCUUUCACAGAGACAUGCUUCCAUUUUGGCCAGGAGAGUGCAUCCUUGCCACCUGCAGUUAAAAGUGCUACAUCUGAGCUGAUGCAAGAAAUACCACUUGUUUGCACUGACAGAAUUCUUGAUUCUCUGCAAGACGACGAUUCACUUAGCCUUGCUUCGUUCGGGGACUUUAUUGCUAGUGAUGAAAGCUUCUGCGAGGAUGUAGAAGAGCUUGAAAAAUCUCUUGAUGUAUUGAAGAGUGUGGAGUCUGAUCGGGCGACUGAUUCUGCUGAAGAGUCUUGUUUGAGUUCACCUGACGACAUGACAUAUGCAUCUCUUGGUGAUCCUUCUGACUGGCCUGAAAGGCGGUUUCUUGUUUCUGAGUCACUCAAGAGCUCAGCAUCCAGUGAAAAUUGCACUCUCUCCAAUGCAGGUGGUAGUCCUGGUCUCAAGGAGCUUACCAUAUCAGCUGCUGAGAUAGCUAAACUGUUUGAUGAAUCUGGAUGUCCCGAACGAAAGCCACUCCACCCUGUUCAUGCUGUGGGGCAAAGCACCAAGCCAUCAGUCUCAUGGGAUCAGCUGGAAAGCACGCAAUGGCCUGAUUAUCUUCAGUGCAAGUACCAUGAUGUUUAUUACAACACAGACCAUGAAGUAUUGGAGAACUCCUGCAGUGCAAUGAAAGAGCAAUACUUAGUUAAUGAAACAGCUGCUACUUGCAGAUCUAAUCUGGAAAGUUCAGUGCAUCUCCAAUCCAAAUCCAAGAAACCUUCAAGCACGGCUUGUGUUCUUGUGAACAAGGACCGCACCACGCUGCAAGGCCACCAACAGAAGCAUUCUUUCUCAUCAACACGGAAGGAUCCUGUUGCAUCAACAUCUCUUCAGAGGAGCCCACAAAAGGAGAGCAUGUCACAAAAAACAGUCCCUCUAACCUGGAAUAGCCCACAAGCUGCUGCUUCUUCCUUUCUGCGAAAGAGCCCACGUAAAAAUACCAAACAGCACGAAUGUGUUGAACCAAGGUGUAACCAUCCAGUGGCUUCACUAGAGAAGUUUAUUGCCUCACGAAUUUACUGCUGGAAAAAUGUCAAGAAUCCGUCAACUAUGAAUGGAGUUGCAGAGAUCUAG